Messenger RNA from Pseudocercospora fijiensis CIRAD86, 2865 nucleotides. RefSeq lists its product as uncharacterized. NCBI's taxonomy places the organism in Eukaryota, Fungi, Ascomycota, Dothideomycetes, Mycosphaerellales, Mycosphaerellaceae. The transcript has 23 exons. The record is from RefSeq and is a predicted model, not a curated record. The coding region runs from base 1 to 2865 and encodes 954 amino acids.
AUGACAAGACAUGCUGGCCUUCUUGACCGACACUCUCUCCUCUCGCUUCUCGACCUCGGCGUCAGCGUCAGCGUCAGCGUCAGCUCGCAUGUAAGGUUCUUCUCCUUACUAUGCAUAACCAGGUUCUUCGUGGUUGUUACGGUGUUGACGCUCAACGCUACAGAUAGCUUCUUCAAGACUUCAACAUGUCAUGUCUUCAGGCAGGGAUUGAUAGCAAAGCAAUCGACGUUCUUGGGCGAAAUCUUCGCACGCACCAUUGCAAAUGAACACCGCCCGGCCUACCGAAAGCGUUUCUGCUACCUGAUAGCCUCCGUCAGGAACACCACGUGUCAGGGGGCGCCGUCCAUAACUGACAUUCAAGGCUCAUCAGCUGCCAUAGCGCCGACCCAUGUGCUUGCAAUAUUUAAAUGGCCCUCUACUACUGACCAACUCGACCUGGUCGCUUUUAGCUAUCGGGCCUCUGUUGGGGUUCCGGCAUUGCAGGCUUCCUCCAAACAAACUCCCGACCACAAGCUCCCGACCUCCAACCCAAUGAGCCUCUUUGUUGGCAUGUCGUUGACCGUUAUGCCCAUGUCAGUACAUGUAAUUGCCAAUUCUCAGGCACCGCCGGAAAGGAGCAAAACGGGUAAUGUGCGACAGGACAAUGCAAGUGUUACAGAAUUCCCGGGCAACUGGAUUCAGAAAGGCGCCAAAGACCAUGUGAUCGAGUGGUUAUGCGGGUCAUCGGAGACCUCUCAAAGCGGUGCUUGGAAGCUCCGAGUCAGGCUUUUGCAUACCUAUUAUACUCUGAGCGCUCAUCACUGUAACCAGCAGGUCCACGACAUGUCCGUCCAUACCGUCAAGGAGACAAUAGUCGCUCUGACCGGCUCGAGCAAAAGCGAAAAGAGCAGCAGCAAACGACUAAUGAAGCAGCCAUGUAUUGUAAACAAGCCCAAGCGCGCAUACGAGCGCUUCACUAAUGACACCUUUUGCUGCCAAAUUCAAUUCUUGAAAUCCGGCACUUACAUCUUGGGCGAGAUUGGCGUCGUUCGUUCAGGAAGCGGAUACUGCGGACUGCAAGACAUCUUGCGCAACCAACGAACACGAAACCUCCCUGUGCCGAUAUCACACCUUUGCUCUAUUCGCCGAGUCGCUCCGUUAUGUGACGUCGAUCAGCCGAAGCCCGCGAUUGUGGCAAUCCUGAGGCUGCCAUCUAUGCUUUUGGUAAUAGUAGGCGUGAUAGAAGCUUUUGUACGCCUCCCGCUACAAAAUCAUCACGGCUGUUUCUUGCAGCUUUCACUUCUCCAAGGCAACUUAUUUCCGAAGCACAUCGCGAGGCAGCGGUGCCUAUACAGCCUGAGCCUCUGGGUUUGGGCCACACAAAGCUCUCGUCUAGGCCUGUCAAAGCCUUGCGAACUUGCCAAGGACGAAUCAAGUGUUCAAGAUGGCCUGUUAAGCGAAGAAGUCAGAGGUCGGCAUAACGUCCAGUUGUCAUCGGAAUUGGCUACACCCUGUAGCGAUGCAACCUUGAUAUAUCUCUCCGGUCUGUUUCGGCGACGACGAAUGGCGGCCUUGGAGAUUAGCUCUCCAGCUCCAGGAGAACCGUGGGAAACCGCACUGUUGGAAGUCAGCAAUGACCGCACGAUCUGCCGCAACCCUGUUACGACCAGCACGUCAAAUCCUGAGAAGACUUCCCUUCGCGGCUUCGCCCUCGAACGACCAGCAUGCAUCCAGCAUAGGCCUGUCUCUCCUACUCGUUUACGUGCAGAGCCGACUCGGCUCUUGCAUACUCAAGGAUGUUUGACAGCGGCGAAAACGAAAAGAACUCUGCUCGAGGACUGGAACGACCGAUCCGAAGCCUCCGCGCCCGCGAAGAAGCGCGACCUUGCCCACCUUGCGAACUCACUACUGCGAACCCAAGAUAAACUCACAGUAACUCGCGCUCGCUGCCAAUUAAUGAUAAUCUCGCACGAUGCUCUUCUUCAUCAGCAGCAGUUGACCAGCGGCGACAGAAACACCCACGCCAAGGCCACGCCAAGACCACGCCAAGUGCUGCAGCACCGGACGGCAACAACCUGCUGCAUUGACAUGGGACGAUCAGAAUGCUUAGAAUGCUUAGCAAAACACGGCGGAGCACAGCUGAUGCACUCGACUAAUCAUGAAAUUCCUUGCCCACAGGGUCUAAUGCCUCCUAAUCAUUUCAAUGGCAAAUCUGCCUUCAACGAGCAGGCGGGAGCCAAGCACUAUUCUGCUAAUAAGCGGCUUCUCGAAUGCAUAAGACUCCCUGUACAACUCAUGCCCAUGCCCAUGUGCAUGCAAGACGUGCUGCUCAACCUCAACGUUGCAUACAGCUUAAAGUAUAAGUGCAUCACGUCGCAACCCUCUUCGUUUCACCUAUUCAGGCAUGUCCAAAAAUUUAACAUCUUCCGAGAUACGACAGAUCUCGAUCCAAAUCAUUCGAGAAGGAAAGGAAAUGUAGUUGCCGACGCUCAAGUGUAUCCUCAUGGUCUCGUAUACCAUCUUCGAUCUCUUUUUGCUUUCUCGAAAUUGAACACCGAAUACUGCAUCUCCUAUUUUUUUUUGGUACGCCUCAACGUUUGCAAGGCCAUCAUCACCACGGAACCCGAGCAACAAGCUGAGAUGUCGUGCCCACCCACAGAUUCACAGAAGCCGUUGGUCUUGACCGGAAAGGGAGGAGGCAAGAAGGCUUGCAUAAACAAUACCGGCCACACUUUCCGGUGCCGUGGUGCGGUGCCGGCGCCUGGCGGAUUCCUAAAGACCAAUCCUUCCAGGAAAAAGAAGAGCGGUGCGCUGCGCUUUUGGUCGUGUUUCGUUGGUACAGUACAGCACUCCGCUUCUUUCUCAUACGCCAAUCAAGAUCUAUGA